This is a messenger RNA of Clarias gariepinus (North African catfish), 2793 nucleotides long. RefSeq names its product cholinergic receptor, nicotinic, beta 1 (muscle) (gene chrnb1). Gene Ontology annotation, molecular function: acetylcholine-gated monoatomic cation-selective channel activity; transmembrane signaling receptor activity. Gene Ontology annotation, cellular component: neuron projection; postsynaptic membrane; synapse. The transcript is spliced from 11 exons. Gene Ontology annotation, biological process: regulation of membrane potential; signal transduction; chemical synaptic transmission. The record is from RefSeq and is a predicted model, not a curated record. The coding region runs from base 98 to 1582 and encodes 494 amino acids. NCBI's taxonomy places the organism in Eukaryota, Metazoa, Chordata, Actinopteri, Siluriformes, Clariidae.
UAAAGUCGAGCUCAGUCCCGAAAAGGAAACGAGAUUCCUCAAACCGGACACACGGUGUGUAUGAACACAUUACUGAGGGUUGGGAGUGCGCGUCAGGAUGAAGGCCCAGGAAUGGAUCCUGCUUACCUGCUGCCUGAUCUGCCUGUGCGUAACUGGAGAGACCUCAGAGUCAGAGAAUCAGCUAAUGAACAAGCUUUUCUCCAAUUACAAUGUCAAAGUGCGGCCAGCAAAAACACCAGAGAGCAAAGUAGUCGUAAGGCUUGGCAUGACCCUAUCAUCCUUCGUCAGUCUGAACAUGAAAGAUGAAGAGAUGAACACCAUUGUGAUCAUGAACAUGGAGUGGAAUGAUUACCGUUUGACCUGGAAUCCCAAGAAGCAUGAUGGGAUUGAUGUACUGCGAAUUCCCUCAGCAAAAGUGUGGCUCCCGGACAUCGUUCUUAUUAACAAUAAUGACGGUGUGUUCGAAGUGGCUCUACGUGUUCAUGUUCAGGUAUACAGUGAUGGCAGAGUGACAUGGACCCCACCUGCUCUUUUCCGAAGUUCCUGUGGUGUAAAGGUGACGUACUUUCCGUUUGAUUGGCAGAACUGCACUAUGGUGUUUAAGUCAUUCACUUAUGACUCUUCUGAAAUGGAUCUUCAGUAUGCCCUUGACGAGCAAGGCAGCGAGAUACGAGAGAUCAUCUAUGACAUCGGUUUCAGCGAGAGUGGUGAAUGGCAUAUCCGUCACAAGCCUUCCAGGAAGAAUGUAAAGAAAGAGGACCUGUAUGAAGACAUCACCUUCUACUUGAUCAUCGAGCGCAAACCCAUGUACUACGUGUUCAACAUAAUCCUACCCUGCAUCCUAAUUACAAUUAUUGCCAUCUUCAACUUCUAUCUGCCACCUGAUGCUGGAGAGAAGAUGGGUUUGUCCAUCAAUGUGCUGCUGACCCUUACUGUCUUUCUGCUCCUUCUGGCUGAUAAAGUCCCCGAGACAUCUCUGGGUGUCCCCAUCAUCGUCAACUACCUGAUGUUCACAAUGAUCCUGGUGACGUGUUCGGUUAUUCUCAGUGUGGUAGUGUUAAACCUGCACCACCGCUCACCAAACACCCAUCAAAUGCCCCUGUUGGUGCGCAAGAUUUUCAUCCACAUGCUGCCACCAUAUCUGGGUCUCCUAAGGCCAAAAGUGGAGACACCACUUUUUCUAGAGCGCCCACACAAAAAGGAGAACCACAAAUGCAUCAGCCGGGCAGCAGACGAAUACUUCAUCCGCAAACCCAAUACAUGUGUGCUCUUUCCCAAACCUAACAGGUACCAACCAGAUGGCCUGUGCACUGACAUGCGGAAGUUUAUCGAUGGCCCCAGUCACUACCUGACUCUGCCCCCUGAGCUGAAAUCGGCCGUGAAUGCUAUCUGCUACAUCGCUGAGCAGCUACAAGCUGAGAAAGACUAUGAAGCUUUAAAGGAAGACUGGCAGUAUGUGGCCAUGGUGGUUGAUCGACUCUUUCUCUGGAUCUUUGUCAUCUUUACCACUGUGGGAACAUUGGCUAUUUUUGCUAAUGCUAGUUUCAAUGCCACUCCCAUUGACCCCUUCAUGAGUCCAUGAUCCUAGCAGUCAUCGCUUGGACCUUUUGAACUUUACAGCACUAACACACACACUUUACAGUGUGUUAUUUACACACUGCUGGCUAUUGACAUUUAUUCACUGGGCAUUUGCUUCUAUAGCAUGCAAAGUGAUCUUUGCAAGGGAAAGUGUACACGUCUACGAAUCUGGAUAUUAAAGCAGUUGACAGUGACACAAUAACAUUAGUAUGCAGCAAGAACAAUAAUAGAGCUUUUGUGUCACUUACAGUACUGAUUACGUGUAUUGGGUGAAUAUUGGAUGAUUUUCAGCCAUGGUAAUUAGUUUUUUGAUAAAUAUGAGAUUGAUGUGUAAAUAAGUCAACAAGAGAGUACCUUUUAUUACCUUUUCUUAAUUAGAGUCUAUAUGAUUAAUUAUAUUAAUUAGAUUAUGUUAUAUGAUUGCUGUUUAAUUUUAACAAAAGGGUCAAGGUGAGUGAAGGAAUGUGAAGUGGUAGGAUCUCCAUCUGUUGUUAGAAUGUGAUCUCUGUGACUGUGUGAGCAAUGUGACCUUAUGGUCUUCAGUAAUACAGCUGGAAGAUACAGUCAAGCAAGGACAGGAAGCCAUUCUUUACCUAAUUAGCACUCGUGCCACUAAUAAUGACUGGAAUGAAAUAUUACCAGUUAAAAAGAUAGUAUGCCACAGUAGCAUUCCCUAUUGGUAAAUAAAUACCUCCAUUAAAGUUUUCAGUAACAUUUUCACAAUUUGUCGUUCACAGUGGAAAGUUUAACAUAUCUGUUUAUGAUGUUUAUCUAAACCUAUAUGCUGCAAUGAUUUCUAAUCGUACAAUCCAGUGUCAACCACAUGUUCCCUUUAAGCCUGGUUUCUAUCGAUGUCUCUUCCUCGGGUUAUCUCAUUGCUACCAUUACUUACAUAAGUGGAAAAGUACUAAAAUCCUCCACUUGAAUAAAAGUAUCUGGUUAUGUAAUGCAAUGCCAUGCAGAAAUGUAGUGAGGUACACAAGAGAGGGAAAAAUCUAAAAUGUAUUGGAGUUAUAGUAAAAAGUAUCCACUAAUCAAACUAUUAUAAUACAUAGUAAAGAUACAGGAAAUAAUGUAUGUACUUAAGUAGAGUAGGAAAGUAAUCUUCCACCUCCGCUCAUCUGUCUCUUGCUUGUUAAGGAUCUAAAUCAGUACGUGUGGAUUUCUGUAUAGCUGCAAUAUUUAUUGUUUAGCUCUUUACAAAUAUGUAUUUAA